Phragmites australis (common reed) is the source of this 1937-nucleotide messenger RNA. RefSeq names its product DNA polymerase lambda. Bases 82 to 1668 code for a protein of 528 amino acids. The record is from RefSeq and is a predicted model, not a curated record. Gene Ontology annotation, cellular component: nucleus. Gene Ontology annotation, biological process: double-strand break repair via nonhomologous end joining. NCBI's taxonomy places the organism in Eukaryota, Viridiplantae, Streptophyta, Magnoliopsida, Poales, Poaceae. The transcript is spliced from 14 exons. Gene Ontology annotation, molecular function: DNA binding; DNA-directed DNA polymerase activity.
UGUUCUUUUGUUAAGUUGUUACUGUGUAUUCCUCUCAAACCCCAGCGAAGCCGCGAGGGGACAAGGCGGGAGGGGUUUCCGAUGGCGCCAAAGCGGAAGCCCGCGCGGGCGGCGGCGGAGCGGGACCCCGACGGCAUGUUCCGCGGCGUCUCCGCCUUCGUCGUCCCCCAUUCCGUGCAGACUCGCCGCCUCGAGGUGUGGAAGCAGAGGCUGGUGCAGAUGGGGGGCCGCGUCCAGGAGAAGCUCUCCAAGGGCGCGCCGGCGGUCACCCACGUGCUGGCCAUGGACGCCAAGGCGCUGCUCCGGGAGCUCGACGCCGCUUGGCUCCACCGCUUCCGCGGGAGUGUGGUGUCCUUCGAGUGGCUGGAGGAGUGCCUCAAGUCCGGGGAGAGGCUGCCCGAGUACAAGUUUGUGAUCAACUAUGAAGAGGAAUUUAAGCCGAAGAAGGCGGCUAGCACCGGAGAUUCAGGUGCAUCGCAGCCUGCGAAAAGGAGCAAGAUGUCAUCUGAGGAUCCCGGGGAUUACCAGAGUACUAGUGGAGAGGAUAGGGAGAAGAAGCUAGCUGCUGGAGGGCGCCUAGAUGCAAGUGCACAAGUGAAUACCGUAGGCUCACAUGGUACAUUGGACAUCGAGGAAGCCUCUUCUGGAGGACCCAGCAUAUAUGCUCCAGCAGACUUGAACAGGAACAUCACCAAGAUUUUCGGAAGGCUUAUCGAUAUAUACAGGGCCCUGGGAGAUGACAGAAGAUCAUUUAGCUAUUACAAGGCCAUACCGAUGAUUGAGAAAUUGCCAUUCAAAAUAGAGAGUGCUGACCAAGUCAAAAACCUCCCUGCUAUUGGGAAAUCUUUGAAAGACCAUAUAAAUGAAAUAGUCACUACUGGAAAACUCUCCAAGCUGGAACACUUUGAGAAUGAUGAAAAGGUACGGACCAUCAGUCUAUUCGGUGAAGUUUGGGGCAUUGGUCCUGCAACUGCGCUUAAGUUAUAUGAAAAGGGACACCGUACUCUUGAUGAUCUGCAAAAGGAUGAGUCACUUACAAAUGCUCAGAGGAUUGGAUUGAAAUUCUUUGAUGAUAUCAAACAAAGAAUCCCCCGGCAUGAGGUUAGAGAGAUGGAGAAGCUUUUGGAAGAUGUUGGGAAGGAUAUCUUGCCUGGGGUAAUAAUUGUUUGCGGAGGAUCAUAUAGACGUGGAAAAGCUUCUUGUGGUGACAUAGAUAUUGUUAUAACUCAUCCUGAUGGAGAAAGUCAUGUAGGUUUUUUACCCAAGUUUGUUCAACGGCUGAAGGAAAUUAACUUUUUGAGGGAGGAUCUUAUCUUUAGCAUACAUAGUGUUGAUGGAACUGAUAGUGGGGUUGACACAUAUUUUGGUCUUUGCACAUAUCCUGGGCGUGACCUGCGGCACCGUAUUGACUUGAAGGUAUACCCAAUGAACAGAUAUGCAUUUGGGCUGCUUGCAUGGACUGGAAAUGAUGUACUAAAUCGGAGAUUAAGACUAUUAGCAGAAUCCAAAGGAUACAUACUUGACGACACUGGAUUGUAUCUUGCUACACAGGGAAGUGGUGGAAAGCGUGCGGGCAGAUCGGAUGCGAUAGUUAACUGUAACACCGAGAAGGAUGUGUUCGACACGCUUGGAUUCCCUUGGCUGGAACCCCAUGAGCGUAAUCUUUAGCUAUUUUCGAGCUUUCCUGUAGAGAAUGUAUGUUGUAAAGCUGUACAUUCAUAUCUCCUUUCCUUCUGCUGUGCUGUGAGCCUGUGACUAGUAGGAUCUGUUUGGCUUGGCUUUCUAUGCUUCUCCCAAGCCCUUUCUUUUAGGACUCCCAAGUUUGUUGAAAGUACCCAAAGAAGCAGUCUCUGUUAUUAAAAUCCCUUUGUCUUCUCAAUCGACACAAUGUUUUGUUUUGCUGCGUAUGUGAAUAAUUUUAAAUCAUUAGCUGAGCA